AUGGAGCCCCGUGAGGAGAACCUGAGACACAAGGAAGGCUCCACCUUGUCACCAUUGUCCUCUCAAGGAUGGGGGGCCCCAGAGCAGCAGGGCUGGGGCCAAGCCAUGAUCUGGGUGUCUUUGGGUGGGGUUCAGAAGCGGGAAAGGGGCGAGGGCCUGGCCCCAAAACGCAACAGGGCCAUCACGGCCCGGAGACAGCACCUGAAGAGUGUGAUGCUCCAGAUUGCGGCCACAGAGCUGGAGAAAGAGGAAAGCCGCCGUGAAUCUGAGAAGCAGAACUACCUGUCCGAGCACUGCCCGCCUCUGCAUAUUCCAGGCUCCAUGUCUGAAGUGCAGGAACUUUGCAAACAACUGCAUGCGAAGAUUGACGUGGCUGAGGAGGAGAAAUACGACAUGGAGGUGAAGGUGCAGAAGAGCAGCAAGGAGCUGGAAGACAUGAACCAGAAGCUAUUUGACCUGAGGGGCAAGUUCAAGAGGCCCCCACUUCGGAGGGUGCGUAUGUCGGCUGAUGCCAUGCUGAAGGCGUUGCUGGGCUCUAAGCACAAGGUGUGCAUGGACCUGAGGGCCAACCUGAAGCAGGUCAAGAAGGAGGACACCGAGAAGGAGCGGGACCUGCGUGAUGUGGGUGACUGGAGGAAGAAUAUUGAGGAGAAAUCUGGCAUGGAAGGCCGGAAGAAGAUGUUUGAGUCUGAGUCCUAACUGCCCACUGCCCCACCCCACUCCACCACUGGGAGAGCACCCAACAGCCAGGCUGGGAGUACCUGGCCUCAUGCCAAUAAAGGAUUUACAUCCCUA
This is a messenger RNA of Alexandromys fortis (reed vole), 795 nucleotides long. RefSeq names its product troponin I2, fast skeletal type (gene Tnni2). The record is from RefSeq and is a predicted model, not a curated record. Gene Ontology annotation, biological process: cardiac muscle contraction; skeletal muscle contraction. Bases 1 to 699 code for a protein of 232 amino acids. The transcript has 7 exons. Gene Ontology annotation, cellular component: troponin complex. Lineage: Eukaryota; Metazoa; Chordata; Mammalia; Rodentia; Cricetidae.